UCCCUCGCCCCAGAACGUUGCUGUGGUAGCGCCUGGGCGCCAUGUUAGGAGGCCGGAGGGGAAGAGGAAGGACUAGAGGAAGCGGCGGCGGCAGCAGCAACAACAGCGGCGGCGGCGGCGGCCACCAGGCCUAGCAAGCGGCUCUCUCCCCUCGGCCGGAGGGCCCGAGCCAGGCCCGUAUCAUGCUCGCGUCGCCCGCUUCCCAGGGGCAGGAAGAGUGACUGUUCCGGGGAAGAGGUGGCGGCGCUUAACCCACAGCCGGAGAGACGAUGCCGUUUCCAGUUACAACCCAGGGAUCACAACAGACACAGCAACCACAGAAGCAUUAUGGCAUUACCUCACCUAUCAGUUUAGCUGCCCCCAAGGAGAUUGACUGUGUUCUUACUCAGAAAUUAAUUGAAACCCUAAAACCCUUUGGUGUCUUCGAAGAGGAGGAGGAACUGCAACGCAGAAUUCUAAUUUUGGGGAAACUAAAUAACCUAGUAAAGGAAUGGAUACGGGAAAUCAGUGAAAUUAAGAAUCUUCCACAGUCUGUAAUAGAAAACGUUGGAGGGAAAAUUUUUACAUUUGGAUCAUACAGAUUAGGUGUACAUACAAAAGGUGCUGAUAUUGAUGCAUUGUGUGUUGCACCAAGGCAUGUUGACAGGAGUGAUUUUUUCACCUCGUUUUAUGAAAAACUGAAACUACAGGAAGAAGUAAAAGACCUACGGGCUGUUGAAGAAGCAUUUGUUCCUGUUAUCAAACUAUGUUUUGAUGGAAUAGAGAUUGAUAUAUUGUUUGCCCGAUUAGCACUUCAGACUAUUCCUGAAGACCUAGACCUUCGAGAUGAUAGUCUUCUUAAAAAUUUAGACAUUAGAUGCAUACGAAGUCUUAAUGGUUGCAGAGUAACCGAUGAAAUUCUCCAUCUAGUACCAAAUAUUGACAAUUUCAGAUUAACACUGAGAGCUAUCAAACUAUGGGCUAAACGGCACAACAUCUAUUCCAAUAUACUAGGUUUCCUUGGUGGAGUUUCCUGGGCUAUGCUAGUAGCAAGAACUUGCCAGCUUUAUCCAAAUGCAAUAGCAUCAACUCUUGUACAUAAAUUUUUCUUGGUAUUUUCUAAAUGGGAAUGGCCAAAUCCAGUGCUAUUGAAACAGCCAGAAGAAUGCAAUCUUAAUUUGCCUGUAUGGGACCCAAGGGUAAACCCCAGUGAUAGGUACCAUCUUAUGCCUAUAAUUACACCAGCAUACCCCCAGCAGAACUCUACCUACAAUGUGUCCGUUUCUACACGUAUGGUGAUGGUUGAAGAAUUUAAGCAAGGUCUUGCUAUCACAGAUGAAAUUUUGCUGAGUAAGGCAGAGUGGUCCAAACUUUUUGAAGCUCCAAACUUCUUUCAAAAAUACAAGCAUUAUAUUGUACUUCUAGCAAGUGCACCAACAGAAAAACAGCGACUAGAGUGGGUUGGCUUGGUAGAGUCAAAGAUCCGUAUUUUGGUUGGAAGCUUGGAGAAGAAUGAAUUCAUCACACUGGCUCAUGUAAAUCCUCAGUCAUUCCCAGCACCCAAGGAAAAUCCUGACAAGGAAGAGUUUCGUACAAUGUGGGUGAUUGGGUUAGUGUUUAAGAAAACUGAGAACUCUGAAAAUCUGAGUGUUGAUCUUACAUAUGACAUUCAGUCUUUUACUGACACUGUUUAUAGGCAAGCAAUAAACAGCAAGAUGUUUGAGAUGGAAAUGAAAAUUGCUGCAAUGCAUGUUAAAAGGAAGCAACUUCAUCAAUUGCUACCUAGUCAUGUGCUUCAGAAAAAGAAAAAGCAUUCGACAGAAGGGGUCAAGUUGACAGCGCUGAACGACAGCAGCCUAGACUUAUCUAUGGAUAGUGAUAACAGCACAUCUGUGCCUUCUCCUACUAGUGCUAUGAAGACAAGUCCAUUGAACAGUUCUGGAAGCUCUCAGGGCAGAAGCAGUCCUCCUCCAGCUGUGACGGCAGCAUCUGUGACCAACAUACAGGCUUCUGAAGUCACUGUGCCACAAACAAAUUCCAGUGAAAGCUCAGGGGGUUCUUCAAGUGAAAGCAUUCCUCAGACUGCCACACAGCCAGCCAUCUCUCCACCACCAAAGCCUACCAUCUCUAGAGUAGUUUCUUCAACCCGUCUUGUCAACCAACCACAGAGACCUUCAGGAAACGCCACACCGAAAGUAACUAGCCCUGUAGCAGGUGUGAAGAGGACAUCAUCCCCUCAUAAAGAAGAGUCUCCCAAAAAAAUAAAGACUGAAGAGGAGGAAGUGAAUGAAGAUGCUAGCUGUCUUGAUACAAGUGAUCACGAUAAAACAGAAACUAAGGAAGCACUUGAUACAGAUUCAGAGAUGGCCUCUCAACCAGAAACCCUUCCAACAACAGUAUCACUGCAAGCUCCUCAGAAAAUGCCCAGUACAGACCUUUCAGAUAUUCCUGCUCUCCCUGCAAACCCUAUUCCGGUUAUCAAAAAUUCAAUAAAACUAAGAUUGAAUCGAUAAAACCAACCUCAGGGGUCCAUAAACAGUAUCUGCCAAUUCAACCUAUUGUCUUCUAAAUGCUGAAAUGGAGAACCGAGAGUGCAAGACGAGAAUGUGAAUGCAGAUGGAUUUAGGUGUGUUUUCUGCACUUCCCUUGCUGGGCUAUAAUCACUUGAUCUGGAAGUCCAGGUUAGUAUGUGAAGUCAGGAGUACUAUUAAAUGUGUUAGCAACAGUUUUACAUUGAAUACUUCAAAGGAUUACUGCCUUUCAAAAGGAACGGGAAUACUAUUUCUAGCCAUAUUUGACACUGAUUGGAUUUAUGUUGAUGCAUUGUUUGGAACACACAUACACAAAAAUAGAGCUUAAACUGGCAAAAGAAUCCCUUAAAAUGCACUUUUAUGUACUUUUUUAUUGAAAUAUGACUAAUUUUAGCGUUUCGGCUUGAUAGGUUUUUUUUAUUUUUUUAUUGGAGAUAUUCUUCAAUAUCUGCAACCUUCAAAUUAGAGAAUGGUCUGAUACAUUGUGUACUGCAGUAUGCGCUGUAUCUAGCUCUGUUACCAAUAACCCAGAGUAAAACUUUAAAAGAAAAUGUCAAAUCUUGAGGUUAUAAGUUUGAGAAAACAAGUAUUGGGUAUUUGGCGGGGCAUGAUUAAGAAGUGGUCUAUUUUUUAUUUAUAGGAUUAUUUUAUGGUGCAUACAAAUCAGCUAUCAAAAAGCAAAUAAUUUUUCAUUCAGCUAAUCAGAUCCCCUCCCAUUCCCUUCCUGUAGCUGUCAUCAUAUUUCUUGGAGGGGGGGAGAAAAGCUUUUGCAUUUAACUUGUGUUUCAGUUUGUAUGCCUAAAUUUGGACUAAUGUCGUCCGUCAAAUGCUGGUAUUUCUUUUAACUGGUCAUGAUGGUGGUUACAAAAGCUCUAUUACUCUGUGGCCCUUCAGGCACGAGUGCCACGCCCCCCCCCCCCCCCGCCCCAUGACUGAAAUGGAGUAAAUAAAGUGUGCCUGUGAAGCAUUUAACUCUGUCUUGAUGGCCUUUUCAUCACUAAAUAUAAGAGUUUUGUACACUCCAUAAAAGUCCUGUCUGCAUUACAAACAUCUCAAAUUUUAAAUAUAUAUAUAUAUAUGAAGGCAGAUCUUUCUUACCCUAUAGGAUUUUAAGUUUAUUUUAUUUUAUUUUUAGGUAGCUCACCUGAAAGUAGUUUUUACAUUCUGAGCGUUUUCUUUUAAAUCACAAUUCUAGCAGACACUUGAAAACCUGAUUAGCUCUCCUUGCCCAGUUGUCUUCGUUUUGUUCUGUAGAGCUAAAAAAAUGACUAGCGGCAACUUUGUUUAAAGAGGUAUGAAAAUCUCACGUGACUAAGCAGCAGAAAGUGAGGAAUGCCAGUGAUUAUCAGAUGGAGAUAACAAGCUAUAUAUAACUUUUGAUUCAAUCAAAAUUAAGUGGGGAUGGUUAAAUUGCUCUUCCCAUAUUUUCUGAUCAGCAUGUUUAAUGACUUCCUUCCCUGCAUUGUGCUCAAUCCUCCUACAUGUGCAUUUCCAUGUUAAAGUAAAAUUACUUGCUCUUCCCCUCCCCCCCCAUAAGUUAAUUUUCCAAAGCCAAGAGAUUGCAGCUUACUCUCCCGACCUCCCCAGUUGUGCAGUAACCAAGAUUUUAUUUUCUGCCCUUUUGUCUACGAUGCUUAGUAUACAAAAUUCUUGCCCUCGCCCUGUACAGCCUCCUGUGACCCAACCUUCGCUCCCGUAAUAUUACCUUGCACCCUCCCUCUCCCCCAGGACCCAGUCCAAAAGGUUUAACUAACAGUUGAAGUGUACAAACUGUCUGUGUAUUUUGUGUAGCUAUGGAGUUUAGAUCGAACUUGCCAGGCACAAAUUUAGUCUCGUUUUGUUUACACAUGAGGAUUUUAUUUUAUUUUUUCAUUUUAUUAAACGUUUCAUGUAUCUGCACCCAAGUUUUGCCAAGCUGGGAACUUGGAAUCUUUUCUGUAUAGUGACUUUUUAAUUCUAGUUUUCAUAACCUGGAGAUCAGACUGUUGCUUUCGCAUGAUGUACGUAGGUGUCUCAUGACUGGAGUUGCUUUGUUUUAUAGUAUCUGUACUCCUUGUAUUUUUCAAGAGCUAUUUUGUAAACAGAUGAUGUAUUUCUCCAUGGAAAACAAUAAAAAAACAGCACAAUCCCA
Messenger RNA from Podarcis muralis (Common wall lizard), 4641 nucleotides. RefSeq names its product poly(A) polymerase alpha (gene PAPOLA). Gene Ontology annotation, molecular function: poly(A) RNA polymerase activity; RNA binding. Gene Ontology annotation, cellular component: nucleus. Gene Ontology annotation, biological process: RNA 3'-end processing. The record is from RefSeq and is a predicted model, not a curated record. NCBI's taxonomy places the organism in Eukaryota, Metazoa, Chordata, Lepidosauria, Squamata, Lacertidae.